Fragaria vesca subsp. vesca is the source of this 3078-nucleotide messenger RNA. RefSeq names its product branched-chain-amino-acid aminotransferase-like protein 2-like. The coding region runs from base 1 to 2781 and encodes 926 amino acids. The record is from RefSeq and is a predicted model, not a curated record. Gene Ontology annotation, biological process: carboxylic acid metabolic process. Gene Ontology annotation, molecular function: catalytic activity. Lineage: Eukaryota; Viridiplantae; Streptophyta; Magnoliopsida; Rosales; Rosaceae. The transcript has 31 exons.
AUGGCGGACCGGGAGCUCCAUCUGCUCUCGGCUCUCUUGGCUAUGGAGCCCACCGACUCGCUGAUCGGCCUGGCCAGGGAAUGCGGUGGAGGUUCGGUUACUGAGAAAGUCCAGAGGUUUGUUUGGGACCAUUGCAUCACCAAAUAUGCUGGGAAACUACAUGCACCUUACCUGAGAAAGUUUUUGAAGAAGCUGAUUGCUGAAGUUGAGUUGGACCAUGGCGAUGUGAUUGAUGAGUUGUACGAACAAUAUGCGCAUUACAUGGCUACUUUGAAGGAGAAGGACUUGGAAAAGGAAAAUGCAAGGGUUUUCAAGUACAUUUCGUUUCUUUUUCCUAAUGGUUUUCUUGAACUUUCAAGUUGUUUGGAAUCAAGGAAACUGAUGGUACAGCUACAAUGUUCUCUCAACAUGCUUGAAGGAGAUACUGGGUGUUCAGUUUGGCCAUCAAGUCUUCUUUUGUCCGAGUGCAUACUUUCAUUUCCAGAAGUGUUCUCUAAUAACUCGUGCUUUGAGGUUGGUUCAGGUGUUGGUUUGGUUGGCAUCUGUCUUGCUCAUGUGAAAGCAUCCAAGGUCAUACUAAGUGAUGGUGACCUGUCAACUUUAGCAAACAUGAAGCGUAAUCUGGAUUUGAACCACUUGACCGUUGAAACUGAUAUGUCAGAAACUACUGAAGAUCCAAAUAUGGUAAGACUGGUAAAAUGCAUUCAUCUGCCAUGGGAAUCUGUGUCAGAAAAGGAGGUUCAAAACCACAAACCAGAUAUAAUUUUGGGUGCAGAUGUAAUAUACGAUCCAGUAUGCCUCCCACAUCUUGUUCGAGUGCUCACCCUUCUUCUAAAUCAGGCAAACCCAUAUCCUGACCAGUGCAAUGGUAAUCAUACGGACAAUGACACUGCAAAUGUUGGAAUGAAGAAGCGUCCUAUGGCUUUAAUCGCCUCUGUCAUUCGCAAUGUCGACACAUUCAAUAAGUUCCUAGCGUUGUUAAACGAGGCCAACCUUACCAUCAAUGACCUAACUGUAACUGUUAGGCCUCGGAAUUUUCUUCCUUACAUGAAAUCAUAUGAUCGCAGCACUGUACGACUCUUUUUUACCAUGGCAGAGCUGAAGAACCAAGGAGAUGUUGAAGUGGAGCCGAUUCAUUUAUGGGCUACCCCAAGAUCACUGAGUACAAGCCUCAUGUACUCUUUUGCUCAGAGGGAUGACAUAGAAGUGCUUGAUGAACCGCUCUACGCAACUUUCCUUCGGGUGACAGGUUUCGAUAGGCCCUAUAGGGAGGAAGUGCUUUCCCAAAUGGAACCUGAUGGAAAUAAAGUCGUAAAUGAGAUCAUUCUUGGUCCAGGAAGAAAGAAGUAUCGCUUCUGUAAGCAUAUAGCAAAGCAACGAGUCCCUGGCUUACCAAGUGACUUAAUGAAGAAAGGAAAGCACUUCAUUUUGACCAGGAAUCCCCUUGACAUAUUGCCAUCCUUUGGCAAGGUUGUGCCACCAUCCCUUGUUGAGUUAGGUUUUGCAGAUCUGGUGUCUAUAUACAGUGAGCUCUCUCAAUUGGGGAGGCCCCCACCUGUCAUUGAUGCGGCAGAACUUCAAGAAGAUCCUGAGGGUACACUACGCAGACUUUGUGAAGAAUUAGAUAUCCCUUUUCAGUCCACAAUGCUCAAAUGGGUGGCUGGUCCGAAACCAAUAGAUGGUGUUUGGGCUCCAUGGUGGUAUGAAAGUGUGCAUAAAUCAACAUGUUUUCAGCCAGCAAAUAGAUAUCCCAUGCCAUUUCCUUUUCCUAUGUAUGAUGUACUUGAGCAAAGUCUACCAUUCUACAACUUCCUUCGGCGCCACAUGCGGCACACAUCAUGUCUCCUGAAGUCUGGUUUGCCUGAACCUGAACUCCCAGUUCCAGAAAAUGAGAAAUUACUUGCAUGGGUUGGUGAUGAGAUUGUACCACGGGAGAGUGCAAAGGUUUCCGUGUUCGACUCGGUUGUCCAAGGUGGUGAUUCAGUUUGGGAGGGACUUCGAGUUUACCAGGGGAAGAUAUUUAAGCUUGAAGAGCAUUUGGAUAGGUUAUUUGACUCAGCAAAGGCUUUGGCAUUCAAUAAUGUUCCUACUCGUGAAGAGGUUAAAGAAGCCAUAUUCAGAACUCUUAUUCGGAACGGAAUGUUUGACAAUUCACACAUCCGACUAAGUUUAACGCGUGGAAAAAAGGUUACUUCUGGCAUGAGCCCAGCAUUCAAUCUUUACGGAUGCACCUUAAUUGUGCUUGCUGAAUGGAAACCCCCCGUGUACGACAAUACAAAGGGAAUAACUCUUGUUACAGCUACCACACGUCGUAAUUCACCGAAUAAUUUGGAUUCAAAGAUUCACCACAAUAACCUACUCAACAAUAUCCUUGCAAAGAUAGAAGGCAAUAAUGCAAGCACUGAUGAUGCAAUCAUGCUUGACAAGGAUGGUUAUGUGUCUGAGACAAAUGCUACGAACAUUUUUUUAGUAAAGAAAGGCCGUGUAUUGACACCUCAUGCUGACUACUGCCUUCCUGGUGUGACUCGAGCAACUGUUAUGGACCUUGUGGUGCAGGAGAAGUUUCCCCUCCAGGAGAGAAAUAUCAGCCUAUCAGAGUUCCAUACUGCAGAUGAGGUAUGGACAACCGGAACAAUGGGAGAACUCAGUCCUGUUGUGAAGAUUGAUGGGCGUCUAGUUGGUGACGGAAAAGUGGGGCCCGUGACCCGAAGAUUGCAAAAUGCUUACAAACAGCUGACAGCAGAGUCUGGGGUGCCAAUACCAACCUACCACAAAAACUGAUUAUUAUUCUUUCAAAUGGUUAUAAACUUUAAUUAGCAAUGGAUAAUUGAAUCACUUGGUGCAUUGGUGGUAUGAAUAGAGCUUCUAUGAAGCAAAUGAGAAUAAGGAGUAAAGGACCAACUGUCUUAACCAUCCAGUUAUGGUUAAUAAUACAGAUGUGCAAGCAUUAUUGCUUUUGUAAUUUCAUUUUCUUUCUUCGUAGGGAGAACUCCAAAUGAACAACAUUGCUUUUGUAAGCUCCAUUACUAGUGUUACAAACAAGUGCUGCAAUAAAUAAAUUCUUCUUUUGCUCAUCCA